AUGCAGUUGCGAUGGAGUAUUUGCCUGGUGGCACUGCUGAGGCCCUGCAUUCCAGAACAGACCUGCAGCGACGAGUCGUCAUGCAAAGCUUUUGACACUUCCAACGUGCUGGGGCCACUGGAGCUUGCGCGCGAUGGCGAGAUGGGACAGCCCAACGAGGCAGGGCUGGUGACGCUGCAAGUUGCAAGCGACGGCAUCCGCUGGCAGAUUGGCCACGUGCUUCCGGAGCGGCGGUCUAGAGACUUGCAGCGAAGUGCGGAACGGCUAGCUGAAGGGGCCAUCUCGCCUUUGCGGAUGACCGACACAGAGCUCCUGGUCGUCUUGAGGGGCCUUCAAGGGCGUAUUCGUGGCACGCGGUUAUCGCUUGUCGGGGAUGCACAAGGGAUGGAGGAUCUGGGCUGGCUGGAGGAUGGCUCGCUGCCUCGCGCCACGGCCCUCAGCCGGUUGUCCAGCCAAGGCGCCUUGGCAGUAGGCCACCGCGCGGGACUGGCGUCUGUGUGGCGCUAUCAGGAACAGGGCAAGCCUGGGUGGGCUCUGACUUCUACAGCAAAAGUUUCGCACCACGAAUGGGAAAGCGUGAUCCUGACUGUUCUUAGUGACGACAGCCGACUUCUUCUUGCAGCGAGCGAGGACAACGUCAUGCUGUUCUACUUGUUUCCCGCGCAGAAUGAGCCAAAGGAGCUCUUUCACUUGCACGGGGGCGCCUCCCAGGUCAGCGCUGCAUGCAUCUUGCACCUGACUGGCGAAGCACCUAGGUAUCUGCUCGUGCUCGCUAUGCAGAGAGGAGGACUUCAAGGCUGGAUGGUGGAUGAGUCGGGCGCCAGGGUCAUUUGGAAGAUCCCACGCGCCAGCUCGCCAAUUAUCUCCAGGCUUGACUUGGCGCAGACUUCCGAGCCACCCACGACUCUUCUCUUAGCGGCGGGCGACGGCUCCGGCAUCAUAACGGUCUGGUCCUUGAACCUCAAUGGUGAGCUGGCCUCACCCAACAAUGGCCGCUGGUCACAGGCGCCGAGCCGCCGCGCACUGCCCAUCUCAGGUCUGCAGCUGCUGCACAUCAAGCCGGCCAUGGUGGGCAUCUUACGCUAUGGCGUGAUGGCGCCGCAGUGGCUGCUCAGCGUGUCAACGGAGAAGGAUGUCUACGUCCUGGAUGCCCUGAAAGGAUCGGUCCUUCACAGGGUCGAGGAGUCACUAGUCUACAGCAUGUCACAGCUUCUGACAUCUUUGAGCACUCAAAAGGUCGUAGAGCUCUUGCAUGUCUUUGCAUCCUUGCUGCGUAUCGUGAGGCUUGUCCGCAUGGGUGCUGCGUGCAAGGCAAACCAGUCGACACUGCUCGCUACAGACAUGCAUAUCACGGAGAACCUCGUGGUACACGUGCGGCACAAGCAAACUCCAGACACGCGCUGUGGCCUCGAGCUGAUCGGACAAUGGCUUUUCAGGACUUCCCGGGUGCUGGUUACCUCCGCCUGCGCGGCCGGGAAGCUCAAACUCUGGUACGGAGGCCCGCAGAUCGUGCAGCCUGGUGGAGACGCCUUGCAGGAUCUGGUCAUUGGAGGUUAUGCAAUUACGCUAGUUUCCGAAUUUUUCGCGGAGUUUGGCAUUAUGGAGGAGAACAUUGCUUUGGGCGUGAACGCGCAGGGCCGGCCCAGUGGUGAGGCGUGGGUCCAGUUCCUCGAUGUGCCAAGUGCAGAUGAAGCCAAGUUGGGGGCAGAGCUUCUCUUCGUUGUGAGCAAAAUACCGAAGCCUGGAGUCUGA
Molecule: messenger RNA, 1752 nt
Organism: Symbiodinium natans
Lineage: Eukaryota; Dinophyceae; Suessiales; Symbiodiniaceae
Source: the annotation of a GenBank genome assembly